AUGGCUUCGAUUCCUCAAGAUAGUUGCAUGUUAGCACAAGGGCAGUACGUCGGCUUACUAGGAGUCAGAUGGAACCCUACGCUUGAUACACUACACGUGCCACUCAACAUCGCGCGUCAAGCAGUCACGAGUAAGAGAACCGCGCUACAAGUUUACGCGUCGACAUUCGACCCGCUCGGACUAUUGGCACCCUUGUUGAUAAAAGCGAAAAUGUUCAUUCAGGACCUUUGGGAGCUCGGAUAUGGAUGGGAUGACAGUCUUACCGACGAAGAUAUCCAGAAAUGGAACUCGAUCGUGCAGGAUAUUAGCAGUUUUCAGCUAAGCGUACCGCGCUACAUUGGUGAUACUUUCGAGGAUACAUAUGACCUGGUCGUAUGUUCCGACGCGUCUAAACGCGUUUACGCUACUGCCAUCUACAUUUUGACGCGCCCUCGUCGCGGUACACCUCGAUCUACUUUGCUUUUCGCCAAAGCAAAGUUGGCCCCUCCCGGUGCCAUCACGAUACCGCGCAUGGAACUCUUAGCUUCCCAUAUGGCAGCUAAGACAGUACAGUUUUUGAGGGCCCAGCUGAAGGUCAGAUUCUGUUCGAUCAAGUUUCUAACCGACUCACAAAUAGUCCUCUAUUGGAUUCACUCCCAGAGACCACUUAAGACCUAUGUGGUUAAUCGCGUCAAGUAUAUUCGUCGUGUGUUGGACGAGCUGGAAACAGAGAAGAUUGCUACUGGAUUCUACUAUUUAGCCACGCAGACCAACCCAGCGGAUUGUGCUACUAGAGGAGUGACAGCCUCGGAGCUGCAACACCACAUUUGGUGGACAGGCCCUACCUUUUUUGCGACGCCUUUUUCACAGUGGCCAUGCAAGUCCUUCCAGCCAUCACAGCCCAUACCACCAGGAGCAGAAUCGGAAGAACUUCGCAUACCUGAGACGGUCGUAAAUUCGGUUAGUGGUACCCAGGAGGCGUAUACGUCUUUUGUGCCGUUUACGCGCACCAACUCCUACGUGAAGCUAGUCCGUAUAACAGCGUACAUUCUUAAAUACGUGACUAAAUUGUGUCAUAGGGUCAGGACGCGCAAUCAGCGCGAGGACCAGGAAGAACGUUUUCCAUUCAACACGAUGAAUAUUAUACCCACGAUAACAUCGGACGAUUUUAUGGCAGCUGAGCUCGUGCUCAUACGAGAGCACUACCGUGAGAGCCAGCGCCAAAUGAACGGUACGUAUGUGAAGAAGCUCCACACUAAGCGCGAAACGGAUGGUACUAUAAGAGUUGAUAUGCGCAUGGUUAACGCGCAGAUGAGCGAUACGAACCCAUACGUUCUGUACGCACGAUUCUCUCCACUGUCAAUAAAUCUAUCUGUCACCAGUCGACUAUUGUGGAUCGAGGAUAAAGAGGGAACAACACAAGAAACGGCAGGCAUAGAAGCGAGACGUCGCGUUGCGCACAUGAGUAACGAGCUGGAAUGCAGGCAGAUACUUGCAGCGAUUGAGCAACAGCAGCAGCGUCUACGCGCGCGCAUCGCUAGCAAUGACCCAGACGCGCCUCUUUUGCCUAACCCAGCACCUGAUAGGAUGGCGCCUACUCUACCGCUUCUGCAGGACUCCACAGACGCGCUGCCGCAUACGGUAGAAGAGCUUACAGCCGCGCAGCUCCGCAGGGUCUAUCAGUUUCUUAUUAGGUCGGGCACGCCGCUAGCGCCAGUACAGCAGGAAGUUCAGCAGGCCGCGCUUUUAACACCUGAGCAGCAAUACCAGGCCGCGCAAGUAGUAUUCCAUACGCGCCAGCUAACGGAUGUGCUAGACAGCGCUAAUAACGUUUUUAUGAACGCGCAAGUUUUACUGCUGCGCAAGGACAAGAUGAACCUGAGGUAUGUCGCGCUGAUGGGCCAUAUACACAUUGUGCAGCACAUCAGCACUGGAAUCGCAGUCCAUCGCGAUCUUAUCUUGGAGUAUUUACUGCCACCUCUGUUUGCGCGCUCGCAAGUCUUUUUAGAUGCUUUGGCCGCGCUAGGAUGUACCGAAGCCACUAUCACGGAGAAGACCAUGGCCGCGUCAGCAGCGAUAGCUCAUGCCACCCGCUUGACGCGCACAUUGGAAGCCCUUCAGAUGAACUGUGUCAUCUCGCGUCGAGGAUUGAGUCUUACAGAGCAAGAUCAAGAGUACCGCAGACUUGCCGCGCCGGCCGAUCCUGGACCACCACCUUUGCAGCCGCGCACCUAUACUCAAGCUCUGCGUAUGUGGCAAGAGAGUUAUGAUGAGAUGCUCCACAGUUCUCUGACUCACGAAUUCCUUGACAUGAUCGAGCGAGAAGGUCUUACGGUACAGUCCGAUGCAGAGCAACCACAAGAGAGCCCAGAGAGUGAGCAGUCCUCGACUAUAACCGUUUCUUCAGUCGCGCGAAACAUCAGCGCUAUAUCGUCACCCGAAAUUAGGAAUUUGGAGAAAGAAGAAGUCCUACCGGAAGAUCAAGGACAGACAGUUUCGCUUCAGCCGCCGGACGCGCAACAGGAAGAAUCAUCACAGACAUACCCGACGCGCCAAUCAGCCCCACAAGAAGAACAGCAGCACCCAGGCCCUUCGAUUCCACCGGAACAUCGCCUUGAGCACAUUCUCGACGCCGUGCUGGAGGCUGGGCAGGAGCCCAAUCAGCCAGUGCAGCAAGCCGCGCAGCCAGUGAGGUUCGAAGGAAGAUUUAGGCGAGAACAUCGGCCGUGCGUUUUUUGUGAAGGGACGCGACACUUCAGCGCGGAGUGCAACGUGGUCAAGGACAUGAUAGAGAGAGUGCGUAUCGCGCAGCAGAAAGGGAUCUGUCCUAAGUGUCUUGCGGUGCAUUAUGGGAGCUGUUUUAAGGAAUUUCACUGUAAGAACUGUGGUGGGGCGCGCCAUCACCGCGCGUUUUGCAUGCGUAACUCGGGUAUAGAUAAGAGCAAUGUGCAUAUGCCGGCGGCCGCGUUUUAUUCCUGGCUUGAAGAGUUAACCUACAACCCGAUACCAUCUGGGGAAUUCCAGCCGCGCGCUAGAACACCGUCGCCUCAGCGUGGCGCGCGUGAGUAG
This is a messenger RNA of Cylicocyclus nassatus, 3048 nucleotides long. The record is from the annotation of a GenBank genome assembly. NCBI's taxonomy places the organism in Eukaryota, Metazoa, Nematoda, Chromadorea, Rhabditida, Strongylidae.